Triticum dicoccoides is the source of this 760-nucleotide messenger RNA. Its product is annotated as photosystem II D1 precursor processing protein PSB27-H2, chloroplastic-like. The record is from RefSeq and is a predicted model, not a curated record. NCBI's taxonomy places the organism in Eukaryota, Viridiplantae, Streptophyta, Magnoliopsida, Poales, Poaceae. Gene Ontology annotation, biological process: photosystem II assembly; photosystem II repair. Gene Ontology annotation, cellular component: chloroplast thylakoid lumen; photosystem II. Bases 39 to 638 code for a protein of 199 amino acids. The transcript is spliced from 3 exons.
CAACCAAAUUCCGACUCCUCUGCGCAGACCAAUCACCAAUGCCUGGGCCUCCUUCCACCAUGUCCCUGCCGAGGCCGAGCAGGUGCUACCGCUGCUGCUCGUCGUCGACGCCGCCGCCGCCGAAGCAGCGAGCCGCGGAGAGCAAGCGGCGGCCUAUCCGCGGAGCGCGGCUGCUGCUGACCCGGAGGGCGCUGGCGGGCGCUGUGGCGACGGUGACGUUGGCGGUGGCGGGCCGUGCCAGGGCGGCGGAGGGCGGCGAGGGGGUGGUGGGCGCGUUCAAUUCGCUGUUCGACCCGAACGAGGAGACCAAGGCCGGGAAGGUGCUGCCCAAGGCGUACCUGAAGGCGGCGCGGGAGGUGGUGCGGACGCUCCGGGAGUCGCUGGGGGAGGGCGACGCCGCCGGCGACUCGGCCAGCUUCCGCAGGGGCGCCGACUCCGCCAAGACGUCCAUCCGGGAGUUCCUCGGCGGCUGGAGAGGCCAGCCCGCCGUCGCCAAAGAGGAGUCGUAUGUGGCGCUGGAGAAGGCCAUCAAAUCGCUGGCGGAGUUCUACUCCAAGGCAGGGCCCUUCGCCUCGCUUCCGGGAGAUGUCAAAAACAAGAUCCUCGACGACCUCAACGCCGCAGAGGCCUACCUCUAGGUCUCUUUGCUUAGCGGCAUUGUAUUUUCCGGCGUAAAUUCGUUAUACUUGUGUCCUUUUGUUGCGACGUUAUGAUGAGUAAAUAAUAAUUGAAAUGGAUCCCCAUUUCUCUCUUGAUUCAA